Messenger RNA from Ostreococcus lucimarinus CCE9901, 2979 nucleotides. RefSeq lists its product with no specific name. The coding region runs from base 1 to 2979 and encodes 992 amino acids. The record is from RefSeq and is a predicted model, not a curated record. Gene Ontology annotation, molecular function: metal ion binding. The transcript has a single exon. NCBI's taxonomy places the organism in Eukaryota, Viridiplantae, Chlorophyta, Mamiellophyceae, Mamiellales, Bathycoccaceae.
AUGGCGUACUACGUGGCGGAGAGCCAGAAGCCGAGGGAACACGCGGCGCUGGCGCUGGCGGUGGACGCGGGGUCGGUGUUCGAGGGCGAGGGCGAGCGAGGGGCGGCGCACGUGGUGGAACACCUGGCGUUUCGAUGCACGGAAUCGUACGAACACUUUGCGAUUGUGAACUUUUUAGAGUCGAUCGGGGCGGAAUUCGGUGCGUGCUCGAACGCGUACACGAGCAUGGAUGAGACGGUGUACGAGUUGACGAUUCCGACGCAAAAGGCGGAAGUGUUGGCGACGUCGAUGCAUAUUUUGAGCGAAUUCGCGAGCGCGGUGCGGAUAUCGAACGAGGAUGUGGCGUGCGAACGAGGGUCCGUGAUGGAAGAAUGGCGUUUAGGACGGGACGCGCGAGGACGCGCGGCGGAGGCGUAUUGGAAGACGUUGAUGGAGGGGUCGUUGUACGCCGAACGCUCGCCCAUCGGAUUGGAGGACUUUAUACAAAACGCCGACCCGCAGGUUUUGCGAGACUUUUACGCCAAAUGGUACCGACCUGAACGCAUGGCGGUGAUUGCGGUUGGAGAUUUUCAAGACCUGGACGACGUCGUGAGCCUGAUCGAGAGCACGUUUCAAGACUUGAAGCCGAAAGAAGGGCAGCCCGCGGAGAAUCCAGUCAUGGAACGACCAAAAAACUCCGCGAUGGAGCAUUCCGAACCGCGCGUCGUGACGCACGUCGAUCGCGAGUUGAAGCAGACGGCGGUGACAGUGACGUUCAAGUACGCGAGUAUUCCGGUGGACACUCCGCGCGGGUAUUAUUUGAAGACGGUCGAGGAUAUUUACAAGACGGCGCUCGAUAAUCGAUUGUAUCGCAUGAUGCGUCAACCAAAGCCCCCAUUUUUCAGCGCGGGUGGCAUCAUCGAGGACGCGACGAGGACGACGACUUUACUCAGCGUGCAGGCGACGUGCGCGGAGAGCCGUGCGAGCACAGGUUUAGAGGCGUUACUUCGCGAACUCGCGCGUAUUCGAUUGCACGGAAUUUCGGAGCAAGAGUUGAAAAUCGCCAAGUCGCGCAUGCUCGCCGAUACAGAGCAAUUGUACGCAGAACGCGAGCAGACAUAUUGUGAGUCUGUUCGCGAUGAGCUAGUGUGCCAUUUCUUGCGCGGUGAUCUCGUCAUCGGAGCUGAAGACGAGGCGGCUCUUGCCAAGGCGUGCAUUGAGCGCGUGUCACAAGAAGACGUGUUGGCGUUUGCGCGUCAAUUGAACGUGCGUAACUCGUGCGUGAUUCGCGUACAAGAAGGUAGAAAGCGUACAAGUGAAGAUGAUUUGCGAGAAGCGAUCGAGAAUGUCCGCUUGAGGGAAAUUGAGGGUGCAAUUGACCAAAGCGAAGUGUUUGAUAUUCCCGAGGUAUUGAUGGACGCGACUUCAUUGACUUCUGGCACCAUCGUCGGCUCGCGAGAGUUACCGGCGUUGGAGGUGAAUGAGAUCACCCUGAAUAACGGUAUGCGCAUCGCCAUUCGCGUGACUGAUUUUCUUGACGAUCAAGUCCUCAUACGUGGUGUCGCACGAGGUGGCCUUUCGGAGGUAGCGCAGAUUGAUUACAUCGAUGCGAUGUGCUCAAACAUGGUCGCCAGCGAACUUGGCAUCUACGGCCAUCGACCGGAUGUCUACGACGGUAUCAUAGCGGGUCUAAGAUCGGACGUGCACGCCAACGUAACCAUGUAUCGCCGUAAUAUUGAAGGUGAAACAUCACCAGUGGACAUCGAAAGCGCGCUGCAGUGCAUUCAUCUUUUGUUCACGCACGACGUGAGCACGACGAAUGAUCCGGAAGUUUUAGAGACACUGAUGCAGAUGCAGGAGGAAAAAAUUAGAAAUCAAAGUCGAGACCCCGAAAGUAAAUAUAGCGAGGUCGUUCGCUCGCUCGUCUACGGCGAGUCGUACCAUAGUCAGCGAAUUACCGUCAAGUCGUUGCGUGAGAUGGACAGCAAAAAGGCUUGCGCGUUCUUCGACGCUUGCUUCUUGGAUCCGUCUGAAUUUACCAUGGUUUUCGUCGGAGCGAUCGAUUCGAAGACACUCGUUCCGCUCAUCGAAAAGUAUCUCGGCUCGAUUCCGCCGGCGUCACCCACCAAGGUUCUCAAGGCCUUUGAAGGUAUUAGUCAACGCAAACGCAGCUUGACACCGUUCCUGCUGAAGUUCCCGACGCGCGUCAUCUCGCGCACUGUGCGAGCGCACAUGCGGGAAGGGAUGUCUAAGGCGUCGAUUACGUUUCCCGUGCGCAUACAAAAUCCGGACUUUCACAACAGUCGCGGACGUUCGACGCUCUUGGGCGGAAAAGAGUUGACCGUGGCAAAGUUUAAGACGGUCAUGACGGCGGCAAUCAUCGAGAGACGAUUGCUGGCUUUGCUGAGAUUUGAAUACGGCGAGAUUUACACCUGCCACGCGGAUGCAUCGUUCGGCUACCAAGACCCGGAUGUCGCUGGUGAAAUGUACUCGGGCGAUAUCAUGGUAUCAUUCUCGUGCGCUCCGGAGCGAGGCGCUCACCUCGCGGCACACGCCCGAGAAGUCGUGAGACAUCUUCGCGAACACGGUCCGACGGAGGAAGACGUGCACGCCGUUCGCGAAUGCGAAAUUCGAGACUUUGAAGUCAGUCGACAAGAGAACACAUUUUGGCGCGAGUAUAUCACCGAACUCUAUAAAUCGCGGAUGAUGCACAAGAGUAUUCUGAACGGCGAUAUCGAAGCGCUAUAUCGAAUGACUGAAGAAGUGCGAGAGGAAGUUAUCGAGUCCCUCUCCCCGGCGGUGAUUCGCGAGCAUUUACAAUGCGUCAUGAGCAUGAAUAAUUCCGUUACCGUCGUUCUCAAGCCGCAGCGAUCGCUCUUGCGACGCAUCUUCGUUCCAUCGUUCGAAACCCGCGGAGAGGCGAUUUACUCCGCGGUUUACUUAUCAGGAAUCGCGCUCACUGCGAGCGCGAUAUAUGCGAGAUGCCACAAGAAGGACUGA